GUCUCGCUCCGCUUGGCCUUUUCUCUCUCAUCUUCGAGUUGCUGCUGAAUCUCCUGGAUCUUGAUUGCCGUCGCCUUCUCGUGUUUGCGCAGCUAUUCGGCCGCCUCCCUCUCCCUGGCCGCCUUGGCGUCCUCGAUCCGGCGCUCGACGUCACGCUGGAAGUGGGCAUUCUCCAGGCGUUUCAGGUGCUCUGUGGCUAGCUUUGUCAGCUCCACGAGACGCUGGCUCUCCCGCAGGGCAGUCUGCUGGAAGGAAGCUACAUCCUCGGGUGACUUGAGGGCGUGGAGCUUGGCCUUGGUCAAUCUGAAAGACAAAGGAAGGGACCGUGAUGUGUCUGUGUCUCUCUGUGUCUCCGUGUAUUUGUGUGUAGUGCAUCGCGAGCAGCUGUCAUCUACCGGCUUUCUUCGCGUUGUUUGAGCUCGCUGUUCUGGUCACUUAGACCACAGAGCCGCAUCGCGGUCACCUCGCGGCGUGUCACAGCUUUCCCAACCUCACAGGCCAGCCUGAAGCAGCAGCGUGCAGUCAAUGCAAGGAAAGAGCACGUGAUCAUUGAGUCGCUCACCUGGCGAUGUCCUGAUUGAUAUUCUCCAGCUUUUGCGAGGCCAUCGCGCACUGGUCAGGGAUGUCAAGAUCGCUGCUCUCCAGGUCCUCAAGCCACGCGACGGGAACGGCUGCAGCCGGCUGGAUGGAUGGCGGACGGAUGACAGGGGAGGGAGUCCGAGCUGCAGGACCAGCUGAUGUCGCGUUGGCUGCAUUGGGGCCCUUGGUGAGGUGCAGAGCUCGCUGCAAGCACUCGCCGAUGACUGACUGCAGUUCAUUGUAGCGGCCGUCUAUAACGCUCUGGAACAGCUUGACGUCGUCAGCGGAGGCCUUGAGGGCCAGCUCGUCAACACUUAGGCUGAAUGAAGGCAUAAAAGGAGCAUUGAUGUGUGUGGGAUUGGUGUGGGCCCAUGUCUCGUGCGUGUGUGUACAUGGGAUUGGCCAUCUCGAGUUGCUCGUUUUCUUGGAUCAGCCGCUGCUCCUUGGCUUCAGCCUCGUCAGCCAUGCCCACCUCUAUUUCCAACUUGCGCUCCAGCCUGAGUGAUAAAUACACUCAGCCUCUCGGUGAGGAAGGCUUUGAUUGUCAUGCAUUCCUACCCCUUCUUCUGCGACUCGGCUGCGAUGGCAUCCGCUUUGAUGGCAUCCCAUUGAUUCGCGGCCGCCUGCAUCGAUGCGACGAUCGCCUUCUGCUCAUCAGCAGCAGCGCUGCAGACAGACAAAUGAGCAUACGCGUGCCGGGUGUUCGGAAAUAAAAGGUCAAUCCUUACUUGCCAGAACGGAAGGUGCCAGAACGGGCCGACUCGGGAUGGAAAGAAGACCUGAAAGGAAAGAAACGGCAGACGUGGAACAGCCAGAUGAUCCCGGCCACAGAUCAUGAGCUGUUUGCUGCUCUAUCUAUGGUUACGAGCUUGAGGGCUGCAUCGAUGGCACAUCCUCAUCGGCCAGUCUUUUGUUCUUCUUCUUGCCUCUCCUGGUCUUGCGCCAUCGCGACUGGCUACCAGGCAGCCUGGAAACGACAAGAAAGAGCUGGCUGUAGAGUCCUCUUGCAGCCAAUCAAUGCCUUACUCGUCCGCGACAGUUGCGUCCCUAGAAGGGCUGCUAGGUGACUCAUCCUCGCACAUGUCGCCGCGGCAUUCCUCGCUUCCUUUCUCUCCCGCGUUAGGUGGACAGUGCGGCGACGCAUCCUCCGGCCCCCUGUUUUUUCCAUACCCUCUCUAACCUUGCGGCUCUCUUUGCGAGCGACGUCAAGAGCCGUCAAACCCCAAUCGUUGACAACCUCGGGGUCGACUCCUCGUUUAAGCAACCACCCGAUCAUGCCAGACCAGCCAUAACGAGCCGCGAGGUGAAGCAGCGAGUUGCCCUUGUGGUCUCGGCAGUGCAGACUGAGGAUGGGCCCCUGUCUCCUCCCUCCCCUUUUCUUGCCGGUGCCGCGCGUCAGUCCUCGCGCCUCCAGGACGUCGAGGACGGCCACUGCACGUGACUGCAUCCUCUGGUUGUCGAAGGUUCCUGGUCCAGUCUCAACCGUUAUGGGGAUGGGAUUCUUCUUGCUGCCAAAGGGCUCGUCAUCGCCCUCAUCUUUCUGCUGAUCUUCUGGGUGGGAAGUGCCACCCUUGUCGGGGCACUUGCCCUUGCUGGCGGCGUUCUUCCGCCCAUUCCUUUUGCUCUGGGGACCUGCACCGCAUAGGGAGACACGAAGUGCCUAUCUGCGCAUCGAUGGUGGUCGAUUGACUGACUUGUGUGCACUAAUUCGAUUGCUGACCUUCUGAGUCCUUUUUGCGGUAUUUUGGUACCACUAAGGGCGCCCCGAUGCAAAUGAGCUGCAGAAGGUUCAAACUAUCGGCCGAAGACCGGACCCCUGAUCGAUUCAUCAUGGAAUCACUAGUGGAAUGCGUGUGGUGAAACGGACACGUUUCAUUUGCGCGUACCUUUGGAUUGCGGAGAUGCAGAUGCUGCCUGCACCUCAAAGCGGUCUGUGGGAUCGACCUGCGGCAACUCCAAGAGAUAAUCCAGAAUCUCUGCGGACUGCCACAUGGCGGCAGCGGCUGAACAGCAACAGAUGAUACAACGUACUAGGUUAUUAAUUCGCGGGACAUUCUCGUAGAUACCGACGGCGGUUGUUUCCAAGCGCAACUUAGUCGAGCGCUGAUCCACCGUAUGCUUCUCGUUGACGUUAGCGUUCCACUCGACCAACGUCUGCACGCCAGCAGCCAUCCAAUCGUAUUUGUCCACCCCUUUGUACGGUAUGCGAAGGUCACCUUGACGACAUUUAGGACAGAGUGAGCAGGCAGAUACUCGCAGGGCGAUCUCGAAAUCGCCUGGAUCAAUAUGGGCGCCCCGGAGUGCAGCAUCGAAUCUGUCACGUUAAGGCAUGGAGAACAAGCAAGUGAAGGCCAGCCACGCACCAGCCCCCUCCGUCUUACAGAUAUCGACAAAAGGCUCGCCCUCGAAGCACUCGGCAUGACGAGGGCAGAGCUCAGACCAGCUGAGGACCGUGCCAUACCGCGUUCGUAUCUGCCCGACGAAGAGCUCCUCAUACGCAUUUCUCCAGACUGCUGGGCUGAUGAGCUUCUCCUGCAGCAGGGCCUCGAGCGAAUGGAAGGACGCAUUCACGACACACGAAUGAAGGGCUUGCUUGAAGAGGACGCCGUCCAUGAAGGAGAGACGGGGGAUGAACGGCUUGGGCAACGCAGAAGCGAGAAGCGCAUGGUCUUCUACCAAGUCGAGCUCGUCGACAGGCGUGCGCUGCUCUUGUGGGGCCAAUUGAUCGUACGCGCACAGCUCUCUCAUUGCCCUCGCCAUUGCUUUCGUUUUCCCCUCUUCACAGUAGGCAGCGGCACCGGCGCGCUUUUCUCUCUCCUCGCUGAGAAUGCGCCUGUACAGCCUCUGCAUCUGCUCCCGCGUCGGCGUGGAAUAGGAAGACGCCUUCUUUGAUCGUGCAGCGGGCUUGCCAUCGCCAAGAAAGACAUCUCUCACGGUCUCCCGCAGCUCUUUGACCUCUUUUCGGUCUGUCUCUGGUGCCGGCAGAAGCGUUCGAUUGUCUUGAUCGAUGUGGAACCAGUAGAAUGUGCUGCCUUGAAGAGCCUUGUCCACGAGCGUCUUGAAGCAGUCGACCUCGACCAUAUCCUCAGCUCCACUGUCCAAGUACACGAACUUGCGGCUGUCUCCUUCGUGAAUCUCUCCAAGUGCAUCGCAAAGCAGGUUGACCGCCCCGUUGGGCUCUUUCGCCUCUUCGGCUUUCAAUAUUGAGACUGACACGUCAAGGACUUUUGGUGGAAAAGACAUAGUCCUCCACGAGGCACUGCAAGAAGCAAUGAAGGUGCUGAAGAGGAGAUGUGUCUACACUUACUUGUCUUUGUGGCCGUGUCUGUUCCAAGAAAUGUCUCCAACUACGAGGCUCAGCUCGGCGGGCUCAUCUUGACGAUCUGGAUGUACCGACACCGCGACAAGCACAUCGUACAAUCGACAAUGCGUGACGAGCGAUCGCAUGCACGCUGCUUCCGGGUUUCCGCGUACCUGCGUCGCUCCCUCCAUCGUUUGCCUCCCCAGCAGGGGGCGACUGUGGUGCUGCUCCUUCCCCUGCGACACUGCCCGGCAUCAUCGACGCCUGAGCCUCAGGACGCCCUCCCUCUAAAGACCGUUCAUCAGGCUCCUGACAGACAUGAAGGAUCUUGUGUCCCGCCUACGCAGAGCAUUCUUUUGCCUACCUCGUGGUUGUUCUCGCCAGAGCGAGUCGGUUCCUCCAUCGUCGCGCGCGAGGAGAAGCGAGCAAGAAGCGAGAGAAUCGCA
Vitrella brassicaformis is the source of this 4326-nucleotide messenger RNA. The record is from the annotation of a GenBank genome assembly. NCBI's taxonomy places the organism in Eukaryota, Vitrellaceae.